Messenger RNA from Leptopilina heterotoma, 2605 nucleotides. Its product is annotated as galactose mutarotase-like. Lineage: Eukaryota; Metazoa; Arthropoda; Insecta; Hymenoptera; Figitidae. The transcript is spliced from 10 exons. The coding region runs from base 1146 to 2537 and encodes 463 amino acids. The record is from RefSeq and is a predicted model, not a curated record. Gene Ontology annotation, biological process: beta-D-galactose catabolic process via UDP-galactose, Leloir pathway; glucose metabolic process. Gene Ontology annotation, molecular function: carbohydrate binding; aldose 1-epimerase activity.
UAUUUUAUUUUCAAAUAAUUGAAUUUAUAAGUCAGUGAAAGGUAAAAAAAUACAAAAUAAAAUUUUCGUGACAAUACUGAAUGAAAUAAACAAUUUUUUCGAUUUUUUUUUUGCGCCUUCAAGUCCAUCCGAGGUUUGAAAUUGUAAAUUAAAUUUUAAUCGAAACACUUUGUUGAUUAAAAUUCACUGAAAAAUUAUAAUAAAUAAUUUAAUAAAUACAAUGAAUUAAAGUAAAAAAAUAAAAUAAAAUAAACGAAAUAUUUUGAAAAAAAUGACUCGCAUUUAAAUUGAGGAUUUUCGUCGACAGUAUUUUGUAAAGUAAUAAAUGCGAUUAAAAAGGAAAAAUUUAAUCCGCAAGUAAGCAUCAUCAUUAAGAAAUGAGAAAUAUCUUUAUAAGAUAUUGUAUAGCCGUGUAUUCACAGACAAACAGUCGAAUUAAUUAAGGAAUCAAAUUUAUAAUGACUCAUUAGGCUUAAGAAUUAAUAUUAAGCUGCUAAGUGCAAUGUGUUCCGUGUAUUAAAAAAAAAAAAAAAAUGAAAUGUGACUGCUUUGGCAUGCGCCUUAAAAAAAACAUUGUGAUGCAGGGCCGACAGCUUACCAAAAUAUUUAAAUUUUAAAUUCCCCCAACCGAAUUGAUUUAAAAUAAAAAAAAAUUUCCUAAAAUAAAAUAUUUUCCCUUUUUUUGAAAAAUAGAAAAUAAUUUUCCCCCUUAGCACGGGUUGGCCUUGUCAGUGUGUCUGUGAACACGAUAAGUACGUGAUGAAUUUUUAUUAUAAAUGAAAAGAGAAAACAUAACAAAAAAAUGAAACUAGUGUUUCUAUUUUAACGUGCGUAGAAUGUUUUUUUUCAUUUUCGUCUCAAUUUUUCUUGAAAGAAAAAAAUUAAAAUAAUAUGAUGACAGAAAAUAAAACGUUGAUUCGCGCUGUCUGACCUGCACGAAAAAAUUCAUGUAUUUUUUCAAGUAUUGUACAUUAAACUAUAAAUAAUUAAUUAUACAAAGUAUAAAUAGUAUCGGAAAUUAUAUGAAUAUAUAAAUAUAAAUGAAUAAAAAUCAUUAUUGUAACAUUGUAGACUACGCGUUAUUAAUAAACAAUUUCGAAUACACAUAAUUAAAAGAAGACCAAUUAUUAAAAAUUUUGGUAAUAAUGGCGACUGAUGAAUGCAAAUGUAAUGAAUCGACCAUUGUUGAAGGAAUUUUUGGCGAAAUACUUUCAGGAAGCACGACGAAAGUUUCUGUAAAAUCGUCAGUGGAUGAUCAAUUUGAUGUGGAGGGUUUGUCGACCGGUGGAGGUGAUCAAUCGGUAUAUGGAGCAGUAAAAAUUAAAUCUUACACAAUGACAAAUUCGAAUCGAAUGGAAGUUGUAUUAAUUUCCUGGGGUGCUUCUAUUGUAUCUUUGAAAUGUCCAGACAAAUUCGGCAGAUCUGAAGAUAUUGUUCUCGGAUUUGAUCACAUAGAAAACUACAUUGAUCCGGUGAUUAAUCAGUACAUUGGAUGCAUUCUUGGAAGAUAUUGCAACCGAAUAAAAGACGGUUCAUUUAUUAUCGGUGGAAAAAUGUACCAGUUAUCUAAAAAUGACGAAAAUAAACAUCAUCUUCAUGGAGGGGUAAAUGGAUUUGGUCGUCAAUUGUGGAAUUCUCAAAUUGAUGGUUGCAGUGUUAUUAUGAGUUAUUUAAGUGACGAUUUCGAAGAGGGUUAUCCAGGAGCUCUUUUAGUCACUGUUCGAUUCAAAUUAAGAUUCGACAACAAAUUGGAAAUUUCUAUUCGUGCAACAACAACGAAACCAACAAUUGUCAAUUUGUCGUAUUCUCCGUAUUUUAAUCUCGCUGGCCACGAUGCUGGAGUUUUUGAAUUAGAGAAUCACAAAAUAUCAUUAAAUUGCGAUCGCUGGACGUUCGCCGAUUUUUCGGAUCCUGUGCCUUCAGGUGCCGUACGAGGAGUCGGUGGAACUAUUAUGGAUCUUCGAAUUUCUCAACUUUUGGGAAAUGUUAUGUAUAAGGUUCCUGCUGGUCAAGGAUAUGAUCAUAAUUUCUGCGUUCUUAAAAGCCAAUCUGGUACUUCAUUUGUCGCUAGAGCUUUGCAUGAAAAAACUGGACGGGUUUUAGAAAUUUAUUCCAACCAACAAGGAGUUCAAUUUAAUACAGGUGGUCGUCUGCCUCCUUAUUCAUUUGAGGAAAAAUCUUCUGAUUCCAAUUUUUUGCAGUCAAGAAAGGAGAGUAUAAAUUCUAUAAAAGCAAUGAGUGAAGUAAAAAGUGCAGAAUUCGGAGAAUACAUAGAUUCAGAGAAUGAUUCGGUGGUGGAAAAAAUAAUUCAAAUGGAAAUUGAGGACGAUAAAAUGUCUUUAAUUAAUAAUCUUGAAUUUAUACCAGGCAAGAAUGGAGCUCGUUAUAAAAAAUUUUGUGCUUUCAGUAUUCAACCACAAAAUUAUCCCAAUGCUGUGAAUGUCUGUCAUUUUCCUUGUUCUGUUCUUCGGCCCGGGCAAGAAUACAGUAACGACAUUAUAUACAAAUUUGGAGUGCAACUAGCAAAUUAUAUGUAAUUUCAUCAUAAUUAACAAGUAAGUGAAACAAUAAACUCGGGUGCGAGAAAUUUUCUCAAAAAAAAAAU